Molecule: messenger RNA, 1167 nt
Organism: Benincasa hispida (wax gourd)
Lineage: Eukaryota; Viridiplantae; Streptophyta; Magnoliopsida; Cucurbitales; Cucurbitaceae
Product: selenium binding protein
Cellular component (GO): Golgi apparatus
Source: RefSeq, a predicted model, not a curated record
UGGCGCCAUUUCUUGGGACUUCGUGCCGCCACUUUCUUCCACAGAAGAAACCAAGUGGAUCUGUGUGGGCGUCGUACGAUCACCCAGUUGACGGCCACGAUCCAUCCUCACACUCCCAAUCCAUCUCCACCGUCUCUUCAAAAUCCAACCGCCGUCCCAGAGCGCGGGAAAAGGCCCCAACCCAGCCUCUGUAUAUCACUCGAAGUCGAACAGUUCGAAGCCGAUAAGUUCACUUUCUUCCUCAAAGUAGUUCUUUCUUUUCCUUUCUAGGGUUUCAGGUCUGUUUUAAUGGCGCCCAGGAAGCGAAGCAAGAACCAAGAAGACGAGCCGGCGGCGGAGAAGCUGGCCCCGGCGUCUUCGAGGGUGACUCGGAGCUCGGCUCGGCUGGCGGCGAACUCUAAGGCUGAUUCGGCGGUGGAUGAGGCUGUGACUGAGUCGGCGAAGAGUAAGAAGGCGAAACGUGCUCCGAAGGAGAAUGGCAAGGUGAAAGAGGUUGAAAAUGAAGGGGUGGAAGUUGAUGCUGCUUUGGAGAAACUUGACAAGGAUGGGAAGAACAGAACGGUUGUGAUUGAACAUUGCAAACAGUGCCAAUCAUUCAAGAAAAGGGCCAUCCAGGUGCAAAAUGGUCUGGAGAAUGGUGUUCCUGGAAUCACUGUGAUGCUUAACCCUGAUACGCCAAGAAGGGGUUGCUUUGAAAUCCGGAGUGAAGAUGGCGAGAAGUUUAUCAGUCUUCUGGACAUGAAGCGACCUUUUACUCGCAUGAAGGAACUGGACAUGGAAGAAGUCAUUUCAGACAUCAUUGAGAAGAUAAAAGGAUGAUGAUGGCCUUUGAUGAAAAAUUGCCUUCUAGGAUGCAAUGGUUUUUUUGUGGUGGUUUGAAGCUGACCAGUCAGAGAAGCUUUGAUGGUGGAAACUUAGCUAAUGUUCAUUUGCCAAUGCGAAUAUUGCCUACUCACUUGGCAUGACUGCAAUGGUAAAGCAUCAGGUUUGAACAAACAAGAUGGAUUAUUUUUUGGUUUAAGCUUCAAAAUGAACGAGUCAUCUUUGAAGAGGGUUGUCCUUUGUAUUAGUAGCAGAAACCUACUCUUACUUCUAAGAGGGUGGCUCUAUAUUGCAUCCUUGAAUUGUGUAUUUUUGUAUGAAUCAAUGGAGUUUUAUUUGCAUCUA